AUGGCCGCUUCUAUUCGCCAACGAGGCGAGUAUCUGAAAAAUGGCUGCAAAGAAUGCAAACGCCGCAAGAUCAAGUGUGACGAGUUUGUGGACCCUCCGAAAGGGGUGGCUGCCAAAAUCAAUGCGCAGGGCCGGCCCCUGUGCUGGCAGUGUACGCGCCUUGGCAAAGAAUGCGUCUAUCCACGGAGGGGCGAGCGGGUGGCCCGCGUGUCACGCAAGGCGAUGAUGCUGCAAAGCAUGGCGCAUGCAGCAACAAUGCAAGACGUGGGUGUGAUGGCGCCAAGUGUCUCAACCACUGUUGCAGCGCACGCCACAGCUCGAAACGCAGUAAGCGUGCUGCCGCACGUCCCACCUGCCCCGCAGGCGUCUCAGGCACCAUAUGCGUCACAAGCGCAGCCGGUUACGCAGUCAGACAGCGUAGGAUUGCUCCUGAGCGGCUUGAACUUCCCCUCGGUACUGAUGGUGCCGGGAAAUGUCUCGGGAUCCGCUGGUGUCGCUGGUGUCGCUGGUGUCGCUGGUGUCGCUGGUGUCUCUGGUGUUGCGGGUGUCUCUGGUAGCGUGGCCCACAUUCCGCCUCUCAUCCCUCCGACAGUACCCCAUCCCGUGUUCGGUGCGUCAGACUUGACCGACUCGGCGUCCUUGUUCAACAUCAGCCCGUGGCGCCCGUAUGACCACGGCGACUUGACUGGCUUGGCCACAGACUUAAACAAUUUGGUCUCCGAAAUGUCCGAACGCAAUCACCCGACACCGCCUACACCUAUAAGCGAGGGCAGCUCUAGUGAAGAGGCGAAAAGACACCGGGCUCCAGAUGCUAUCCCCCACAAUAUCUUGUUGGACCUGAUCCAAGUCAACGGUCCGCAAGAGCACAUGUUCCUUCAGAGAUUUUACCACGAGUUUGCCAACAUCAUUCUUCCCUUCCAGCUGUAUGAUCCAAUUGCACAAUCUUACUUCAAUCCCGCCCGUGACAUCUUGCUCAAAUCUGCUCGUGAUGAACCAUUCUUGCUUGCAGCCAUCUUAGCCCAAGGUGCACGCCUGUGUUAUGCUCAAUCUGCUUUACCCGAAGAUGAAGAGGCCCACUACCAUUACUUGCUGCGAUGUCUCAAGCUUCUAGGCCCUGCUCUAGGAGAGACCAGUGAAAAAGCUGGUCUGCAACUCGUGUCUAAUAUCGAGUCUGUCCUUCUUACAGUUCUUCUCUUGGCGUCUUCGAACGCCGCAAAUCCAAAGCAAAACUGGCGCCCCCAUUUGAAAGGAGCUAAAGACCUUCUCAUCAAGCACACAGCCAGUCGUGGUGCUGUGGGCCGAUCGAAGGUGCUAGUGUUUUGCAAAUACUGGUUUAUUCUGUUUGAGAUCUUGGCUGGCUUGGGUCUGCGUUUGGGGGGAACCGUUCAUCUGGAGCGUGAGCUCGAUAUCCUUUUGAAUUGCUCUGAUCCGCUCGAAACACACAUCCUCACAGAGCUAGGAGUGUUGCUUCCCAAUGGGUUCAACAUUCUUGGUGGCUAUCACAACGAUUGCAUCCAUCUGUUUCGUGACAUUAUAAAGCUUCUAAACAAAGCACGCAACAACCCCAUGUAUGAGCGCUCCGAAACAUCUGAAUAUGUACGCAUCUUGGGCUCGCUUCACUCUCAGAUGCAAUUCGAGUUCCUCAACCGUCUGGGAAUUUUUAGUACUUCCCAGCUACCUUUGCCGACUAUUCCGCAAGGUCUUUUACUCGAGCGUUUACCAGGUGCUCACGACAAUUUAUUCAUUAGUUGGAUGGACACAUCCCAGCAGACGUAUUUGCUCGCUGCAACCCUUAUCAUGUUGACAAAUUUCUUGUGCUUACCAAUGGCAUCGCCGCAAGUCCAGCUGUUGACAACGAAGCUCACAACUCUUCUUAAUUAUGCCACUGUGGCAUCCCGCACCCUGACGAUCAAGCACGUCAUCAUGAUGGUGCAAUGGCCGGCCCUAGUUGCUGGGCUCCAUGCUGUAGGUUCCAGCGACAAGAUCGUUGUAGGUGACGUCUUACGCUUUGCAACUAGGGUGGGUGCUGGCAGUGCAAGUCACACCUUAGCCCGGUUAGAACGCUUUUGGAUGCAUGCAGGUAAAGGUGAUACAGAACCGGAGGAUCACAUCGACGUCGUCAACUAUUGA
This is a messenger RNA of Clavispora lusitaniae ATCC 42720, 2130 nucleotides long. Its product is annotated as Zn(II)2Cys6 transcription factor. Gene Ontology annotation, biological process: positive regulation of transcription by RNA polymerase II. NCBI's taxonomy places the organism in Eukaryota, Fungi, Ascomycota, Pichiomycetes, Serinales, Metschnikowiaceae. Gene Ontology annotation, cellular component: nucleus. The record is from RefSeq and is a predicted model, not a curated record. Gene Ontology annotation, molecular function: DNA-binding transcription factor activity, RNA polymerase II-specific; zinc ion binding; transcription cis-regulatory region binding.